Danio rerio (zebrafish) is the source of this 1610-nucleotide messenger RNA. The record is from RefSeq and is a predicted model, not a curated record. Lineage: Eukaryota; Metazoa; Chordata; Actinopteri; Cypriniformes; Danionidae.
GUUUAGAGUCUGGUGGUCUGGUUGGGUAAACAUUAUACAACGUGAUGUGAACUGCAACGGGUUGCUUUACCUUAAACACUGCGAAAUCAGCAGAGAAGAGCCUGACAGAAAUAACACAGACGCUGACGAUGGCUGCAGAUUCAGCAGUGUCCAAUGGAGGAGAGAACAUCCUCACUGACAGCGAUGAUGAUAUCCUGAAUCCUAAUGACCUGUCAGAAGUUUUGGCAGCAGGAACCAAAGAAUCUCAUGACAAAGCUGAGAAUUCACCAUUUGUCAAAGACUUCCUAAGGGGCCGAAUUAAACGGGAACUUUUUAAGCUUGGCACCACUGCCCUGUACUAUGUUUAUUCUGCCAUUGAGGAGGAGAUUGAGAAGGUUAAGGACCACGCAGUGUUUGCCCCUCUAUAUUUCCCCUCUGAGCUUCACCGGCAAGAGGCCUUGGCCAAAGACCUGGCGUAUUUCUAUGGUGAAGACUGGGAGAGCCAGAUCUCCUGCUCUGCUGCCACACAGCCCUAUGUAGACCGCAUACAUGAGGUGGGUCGCGAUGACCCGGUUCUUUUGGUGGCACACGCAUGGACCCGUUACAUGGGUGACCUAUCAGGAGGGCAGAUUUUAAAGAAAGUGGCUCAGCGGGCCCUAAAACUGCCCCCUACCGGUGAGGGCUUGAACUUCUACCAUUUUGAGGGCAUCCACAACCCCACAGCCUUCAAGAGGCUGUACCGCAGCCGGAUGAACGAGCUGGAAGUGGAUGCGGAGACCAAAGCCAAGCUGCUAGAUGAAGCCAACCUGGCUUUUAAAUUGAACUUGGACGUAUUCACAGAGUUGCAGGAGAUCGGGAAAGACAUAGAAGAGGAAGUGCAGGACAUUGGUCCCCAUGCACAUGGAGACAUGGGUGGAGAUAUUAGUAAAUGUCCAUACUAUGCUGCCAAAAUGGCGGUCAGUGGAAACACAACCUACGCAUGUAAUUUCGCCAAGACGGUGCUUCGACAAUCAACAGUACAGGUGAUUCUGGCCACAUUGGUUGCUGCUGUUGCCGGAUUGGCUGCCUGGUACCUCAUGUGAUCAUCUUUACACUAAUUAAAAAAACAGGAAUUCCAUAACCAUAUAAAGCAUAGGUCUCAAACUCAAUUUCUGGAGGGCCGCAGCUCUGCACAGUUUUGCUCCAAACACAGCUGAUCCAACUAAUCAAGGUGUCCAAGACUACUAGACACACUGUGUUUGAUUAGGUUUAGAGCAAAACUUUGCAGAGCUGCGGCCCUAUAGGUCUCUUGUUUGAGACCUAUGAUUUAAAGAUUUAGACAAAACCUGGAGUCUAUUUGUAUAAAAUAUAAUGCAAGUUUUAGCCUUAUUGAGGGAAUGUGACCUUCUUUAUUCUGUUUUCACUCUCAGUCAAGAGUGUAAGCAUACUUUUAAGGGCAUGCAAGAUGACAAUGGAGCUGCUUGAUCUGCUUAAUGCAAGUCUGUAUCGUUAACCUAUUUUGGUUGGUUUUGCACAUUGUAAUACAUAAAAAAUGUGUUAUAUACAUCACUGUGGUGCAGUGAAUGAUUAAAAAGAUUCUGUCCAUGCAGAUUUCUGUGGCAUUUAAUGUAGAAUAAAGAGAUCAACGCUAA